Molecule: messenger RNA, 1446 nt
Organism: Ictalurus furcatus (blue catfish)
Lineage: Eukaryota; Metazoa; Chordata; Actinopteri; Siluriformes; Ictaluridae
Gene: dhrs7ca
Product: dehydrogenase/reductase (SDR family) member 7Ca
Exons: 8
Coding region: 337-1281 (314 amino acids)
Biological process (GO): regulation of release of sequestered calcium ion into cytosol by sarcoplasmic reticulum
Cellular component (GO): sarcoplasmic reticulum membrane
Molecular function (GO): all-trans-retinol dehydrogenase (NAD+) activity
Source: RefSeq, a predicted model, not a curated record
CGCACACGUGUGUGUUAUCCUGGGUUAAAUCAGGGUUUAUGUUAAGACAGCAUGCAAAUGAAAACCUUCAUCAGUAUACACUAUCAUACACUUCAUCCAGUCUUCUAGAAGAUGUGAACUGUGUUAUUGCUGAAUAAUAUGCAUUCUGGUAUGUGUGUGUGUGCGUGUAAGCAUUUUUGCCUUCUCCCUUUCACUCUUUCUGUCUGUCUUAGGUAACAGGACAAGACCAAGUGUUCCUUGUUGCAUCCUGGGCCUUGAGGCAGGACUAUAUAUCGUACACAGAUUCAGCAUACUUGCUUUUAUUUUCUGACAUACUGGAGAUUUCAAAUAAACAACAUGGAUAAAUACAACAGUGCUGCCACGGUUUUGCUGCUGUCUGUUGUGGUGGUGGUCGCAGCAGGAAUAUUCCAUCUGUACAAUGUGAUACUGCAACUGCUGCACAAAACACCUGUGCAAAACAAAGUAGUGCUAAUAACAGAUUCAUUAUCAGCCCUGGGGAAUGAGUGUGCAAAACUCUUCCACAAGCGGGGAGCCCGGUUGAUCCUUUGUGGGAAGAACUGGGAAAAGCUUGAAACUUUUGCACAACAGCUGGUCACUGAAUCAGAUCCUAUUUUAACUUUCCCACCAAAGUUAAUAGAGCUGGACUUCACAGACACAGAGAUGUUGCCAGAUGUGCUUUCAGAUGUACUUGACUGUUAUGGCUACUUGGACAUGCUCAUCAUCAACAGCAGCAUGAAAGUGAAGGCACCUGCACAGUCUCUGUCUCUGGAAAUGGACAAGAUGGUUAUGGAUGUCAACUACUUUGGACCAAUCACACUGGUCAAAGGUGUUCUGCCCUCAAUGAUCUCCAGAAGGUCUGGCCACAUUCUCCUGGUCAACAGCAUUCAAGGAAAACUGGCCGUUCCCUUCCGAACAACUUAUGCUGCCUCCAAACAUGCAGUACAGGCCUUCUUCGACUGCCUAAGAGCUGAGGUGCAAGAGUCUGGAAUCUCCGUUAGUACCAUCAGUCAUACCUUCAUAAACGCUGCUUCCACAACCCAGCAUACCACCACAAGCAAUUCCAUCCUGUCAGUCCUAACAGGACAGAAACCUCAUGGCAUUUCACCGGAGGAGAUGGCCAAUGCAAUACUGCAAGCUUUGGGCAGUAAGAAGAAGGAAAUCAUCAUGGCCCACUUCAUCUCAAAAGCAGCUAUCUAUGCUCGCUCUCUCUUUCCCAACCUUUUCUUCGCUGUAAUGGCAGCAGGAGUGAAGAAUGCUGCAGGUGUGGAACCGGUGCAGUGAAAUGUGACAUUACAGUAUCUCACAAAAGUGAGUACACCCCUCACAUUUUUGUAAAUACUUGAUUAUAUCUUUUCAUGUGACAACACUGAAGAAAUGACACUUUGCUACAAUGUAAAGUAGUGAGCGUACAGCUUGUGUAACAGUGUAAAUUUGCUAUCAUCUCAA